GAAAAAACGCCCGUUAAAGAGCCGCGCCUUCGAGUUGCCGCUUUCGCCCUCCCGUUCAGCCUUCCCGGUCUGGGUCAGGGGAGUUCUCACGCGCUCAGGGAGCAGCGCGUUGCGCGAUUUGAACCUUCGCUCUCCCCGUACCCACCCGGAACACUCAGGAGGAAGCGCUAAAAUGGCGGCAGGAGGGGAAGUUUUGGGAGGAAGUGGCGGACGAGAUUCAGUAGUGCCUGAGAAUUAUAAAUGAAACAAUACUGCAAGGCUGCUUUUGCAUCAUAUUUCUUGGAUGAAAUUCAAACAUUUAUUUUCUUUGAAGUGGACAUAAUCCCUACUAGUCUGCUUACAUGUGUAGAUCAUUGCGUUACUGCGUUAGCCAUUGCCUGUAUGCAGCAAUGACAAGACUGGAAGAAGCAAAUCGAGAAGUGAACAUGCAUUCCUCUGUCCGCUACCUGGGCUAUUUAGCCAGAAUGAAUUUUUUGGCUGCAAUAUGUAUGGGUCUUUAUGUCAGGUGGGAAAAAACUGCAGAUGCCCUAAUACUCAUAAUUUUUAUCCUUGGACUAUUUGUUCUUGGAAUUGCAAGUAUACUUUAUUACUAUUUUUCAAUGGAAGCAGCAAGUUUAAGUCUUUCUAAUCUUUGGUUUGGAUUUUUACUUGGCCUUCUUUGUUUCCUGGAUAAUAAUUCUUUUAAAAAUGAUGUGAAGGAAGAAGCAACAAAAUAUUUACUUCUUUCCUCCAUAAUUAUAAGAAUAUUGUAUGCUUUGGUGCAGAGAAUAUGUGGCUGCAUUCAGCAUCGACCCACUUUACUAACAACAGUCGAAGUACUCGAGCUGGUUGGAUUUGCAAUUGCCAGUACAACUAUGCUGGUAGAAAAAUGCAUGAGUAUAAUUCUGUUGAUUGUGGCUUUAGCAAUGCUGAUUAUUGAUUUGAGGAUGAAAUCAUUCUUGGCAAUUCCAAAUUUGGUAAUUUUUGGAGUUCUUGCCUCUUUGUUAUUUUUUCCAUCCUUGCACAUACCAACAAAUCCAUUUGCCUUGGGAUGUUUUUUUAGUUGCCUAAUAGCUGAUCCCCUUCUUGAUGUUUAUUUCAGUGGACUUUCAGUUACAGAACGUUGGAAACCUUAUUUGUAUCGUGGUCGAGUUUGCCGAAGAUUUUCAGUAAUUUUUAUUGGACUUAUUGAACUGAUUUCUUUCAUCCUCUCAGCACUUAAGCUGGGUGAUUUGGAUCUCUGGUAUUUUGUAAUACCAGGCUUUUCCAUUUUUGGCAUUUUCUGGAUGAUCUGUCACAUCAUUUUUCUUAUAACUCUCUGGGGAUUUCAUACAAAACUUAAUGACUGUCACAAAAUAUAUUACACACACAGGGCAGAGAACAACAGCCUUGACAGAGUAAUGGCAUCUAAAGGAAUGCGCCAUUUUUGUUUAAUUUCAGAGCAACUUGUCUUUUUCAGCCUUCUUGCAACAACAAUUUUGGGUGCAGUAUGUUGGCAGAAAUCCAAUGGAAUCUUCAUGAGUGUUUUUUUGAUUGUCUUGCCCCUUGAAUCUAUGGCUCAUGGGUUAUUUCAUGAACUGGGACAGUGUUUGGGAGGCACAUGUGUUGGCUAUGCGAUUGUGAUCCCUACCAAUUUUUGCAGUCCUGAUGGCCAACCAACAUUGCUUCCACCUGAGCAUGUGCAAGAGCUAAAUUUGAGGUCAACAGGCAUGCUUAAUGCGAUCCAAAGGUUCUUUGCGUAUCAUAUGAUUGAGACUUAUGGUUGUGAUUAUUCCACAAGUGGACUUUCAUUUGACACAUUACAUUCUAAACUAAAGUCUUUUCUUGAACUUCGGACAUCAGAUGGACCUAGGCAUGAUACCUAUAUAUUAUACUACAGUGGUCAUUCUCAUGGCACUGGGGAAUGGGCACUUGCAGGUGGUGAUUCAUUACAGCUCGAUACGCUUUUAGAGUGGUGGAGAGAGAAGAAUGGCUCCUUUUGUUCGCGGCUUAUUAUAGUAUUGGACUGUGAGAAUGCGCAGCCUUGGGUUAAAGAAGUAAGAAAAAUCAGUGAUAUGUAUAUUGCAGUGCAAGGAGCAGAACUGGCUAAAGUAGUAGACAUAGAAGAAGCAGAUCCUCCACACCUUGGUGAUUUCACUAGAGAAUGGGUUGAAUACAACUGUAACUCUGAUCACAAUAUCAGCUGGUUUGAAAAGGGGCGUACUGUGAAAGCUGUGUAUGGAGUGUCAAAAGGGUGGAGUGACUAUACUUUACAUUUGCCAACUGAAAGUGAUGUUGCCAAACACUGGAUGAUGUAUUUUCCCCGCAUCACAUACCCAUUGGUUCAUCUUGCAAACUGGUUCUGUGGGCUUAAUCUCUUCUGGAUUUGCAAAACUUGUUUUAGGUGCUUAAAACGAUUAAAAAUGAGUUGGUUUCUUCCCACAGUAUUGGAUACAGGACAAGGCUUCAAACUCGUCAGAUCUUAAUUAAGAACCAGAAGUGAGAGCUCUUACAACUUGAAACAGGACUGACGUGUAACUCUUUUAUUUGUCACAUUUUACUUUUUGAAGAAAUGUUGCUACUUUUGUAGCUAUAUUCCUUUUUGUAUUUUCUUGAGCAAAUACAAGAUUUUGGAAGAAUAAGAAACUCCAUUAGAAAACAAAGACAGUGUAGAUGUUAAGUGAAAUUUGUUCCCAAAUUGGAUUUCAAUUCCAUAAAAGCCAUUAAAUAUGACCAUAGACUUGAGAGACAGCUUUGUGUGCUUCUUUGCAUUGCAGGCUGUCUGAUAUAAAUUGGCAAAUUUCACACUUAUUACCGUUGGAUUCCUGUAAUGUUCUGAAUACUCCAAAGGGCAAAUGUAUCCACUUCAGCCCUAGGUCAUUGGAAGAGAGACUACUGAAUCAUGGUCACAUUUUGUUUUGAAGGGUUUCAAAAUGUAAAGUGGCAAAGAACUAAAAUAAAUUAAGAAGUUAUGCCAGGUAGAUAGCUAUAAGGCUAUUGGCACUUUAAUUCAUGUUGAAGUGAACUAAAGUGAAUGUUACAUUUUUCCAUGAAACAUUUAUGUGCAGAUAGUAGAAUAGGAGCCUCACAUCCUAAUCCUAGAUAAACAUACAUGGGAGUAACUGUUACUGAUGUCAGUGGAGCUUAUUCCCCAGUAUUCUUAGGAUUGCAGCCAUAAUGUUUCAUCUUGGAAAUGAUGCUGAUAUGAAUUUUUGAAUAUUUCAAGCCUUAAUUAACACAACAACAUAAACAAGUUCUUGGGUUCAGUUUUGCUGAAUUCAGCAAGGUUAAACUGAUAUUUUUCUCUGAUUUUCAUUGGAGGAAGCAAAGCAAUUUUUUGGAUUAUAUGUUUUUCCUCACACUGAAACACACUGAUUUUAAUUAAAAAAUACAUUCUUAAGCUGCAGAAUCUUUUUCCCUGUGGAGCUAUAAAAUAAUUGAGUAACAGCUAAGAUCCAGACAUUAAAAUUUGAGAUAUUUUCAGUUCAUUUUUUCUUGGUGUUCAAUUUUUAGUUCUAAUUAUUCACAGAAUACUAAUUACUCAUACAACAGUUUUAUAACUAUAAAAUGAAUAUAAAGUAUCCCCACAAAUCCAUUUAAUGUUUCUAAUUAUGGGAAUUAAGUGGCAUGUUUUCACUUCUCUUUUACUGUAUAAAAAGUACAGCACAAUGAAAGCAUAUAGACAAAGUUUGUCAUCUCUGGAGAUAAUAGGAUAUAAUCUGCAUUCUUACCUUAAGUUUUUAAAUGGAAAUCUGUUUUGUAAUUAUUGAUUACAGUAUUUUACUUUAAAGUUUUGUCAAGUACUAUAAAAAUAGAGUCACAAUGCAUUAAGCCACUCCUAUAUCUAGCCAAAUUACUAUUAGUUACAGAAUUUUAAUUUAAAAUGUGCACUAACAGUAAUGGUACAGCCAAAACCUCACUAAUUGUACUUUUUCUACUUAAGACACCUUUCUGUCUAACAUAGACACAAACUAUCUGUCAUAGUUUGACAGAUUCAGGAAUUGGGGAAAAUUCUUUCUCUUGCAUUGCAUAUUCCAUUCAACAGUAAUGGUCUGCAGAGACCUAUGCCCCUAAGUAACCAUUUGCCAAAAGAGAACAUUCAAAGUACAGGUAACAUCAGCUACAUGUUCUUCAACCAAUAACAACAAAUAAGGCAUUCUGUGAUGAUUACAUCAAGAUGAGACUAUAGCUAAAAAUCAGGAGUUUUUCUAAAACAAGUUCUGUGCAGAUGCCAGAAUAUGAGACUAACCCAGUUAUUGAGUAAAUCAAUCAUGAUUUUAAAUAAUAUUAGAGAGGUAAAUAGGCCUAAAUGAGAUCACAGUAUUUUUGUCCUAAAGUGCAGUUUCAGCCAAAAAAUCAGUUUUAUUUCAAAUUAUUAGGACUUGCUUAACACUAUGCUGAGCAGUGAGAAAAAAAUACCUUGAAAGUGAUUUCUGACACUAGUUAUUAUUUAAAAUAUUGUUUUAGAAUAUAGUAUUCCCAUGCAGUAAUUGUCUUAGCUCAUUACAUUUCAUUUGUUCUUUUUAUACACAUUUCCUAUAACAUGCAGGUUCUGAUGUCUCCAAAUAAUUUGCAUCUAAGUGGAGAGUAUAUUAAUUAUAUCUGUAAAAGGAAUAAGCCAUUUUGUUGAUCUUAUAGCUACAUUCUUUUCUCAGCAUUGUGAAUAUUUUUGUUCAAUUGUUUUAUUUGGAUUUUUUGAGGUUUUGGUAUGCUAAAAGUGAUUAAGCCUGAAUUUACUGUCAGCAAUGAAUAACAUUCUUCUUGGAAAAAAAUCCUUAUUACCAUUUUUUAUUGAACUUAUACUAUAAAAAUAUUAUUUAUAUACACAUGGCUCUUUUGUAUGAUGCUUUUACAUUUUUAUCUAAGUCUAUAUUCAAGCAUUUAAUUUUAUUUAUUUUUUAUUAAACUUAAUUGGAUUGGGUAGAAUUGACAUAAAUUGAUCUUCUUCCCCGCGUUUGGGGAGCAUGUAGCUAGGCAAAGAGAGAUGUAAUAACUUCUUGGUUAUUUUAUUUUAAUAGGAUCUUGCCUUUUCCUUUGGCAAUCUUUUCUUCAGCAGAACAGCACCUAUGGUUAAGAAUUGUUCUAACAUCUGGUCAAUUCUGCCUCCCUGCCAGUGGGAUGUAUUUUAACUUUUGGAAUGAGGAAACAUGUAUAAAAUUAAUACUGGUUUUGCCAUAAAUUAAGCUGGUUUUGUAGCAGCCUUUAAUUUCUCUGUAUUUCCUAAUACAAUGCCUAACCAUAUGGAAAAUAUUUCUAAAUCAGCCACUUAAUAACCAACUUUUUUGAAAAACUUAGCUGGGUUUUGAAUACAAACUUGAUUUAGUCAUGUUCAUUAAAUUCAGAAUGAAAAAUCUUGCACUUGAGUAUCUUAAUAUAUACAACAUUUAUACAAUUUCAACAAAUAACAUUUAGUGCACGAUUCAGCAUAUUCAGAACACCCCAGAAUGAGAAUAAAACACUAGAAAGUUACAGUGUUCAGAUCAUUAAUAUUAAUGUUUUGGAAAAAUAUAAUUUUCUCACCAUGAAAUCUGAGGAAAAAAUCUAGUUGAAAAUGUAGUAAAUUAAUUGUAGUGUCUGAAUUUCAGAAGCAGAUUCUUAGACAAGAGAAAUUCAUAUCUCUUUCUUGUAUUUAAUAUAUAUCUUCUGUUGGGAAUCAGGAAAAUGUUCUUUCCUUUGUUGGAAAACAUCAGAAAUAGGGAAUUGCAAUAUGUUGCAACAAAGUUUUAAUUGGUGGUUUUUUCUGAGCUAUACUGUACAAGAUAGCAAGCAGCUACGCGAAUAGUAAUACUGGUGCCAGGGAAAUAUUGUUCCUAUUUUGAUUAUAAACAGAGAAACCUAGGUCCUUUGUUAAAGAAAAUCAUACACAUAGGAGAUUUUUAAAAAUAAAUUCAAUAGUUAUUGGAAGUCCUAUGCUUCGAAAAGUUGCUACCAAACCAUUUUUUGUCACCAUAGACUUAACACAACUCUCCUCCUACUGCAUGAACUGGGUUUCUAGUAAAAGGGGGGAGUGUUUUGCACUCAUACAGAAUGCUUGGACACACUCUUUUUUGCUAAUGGGAAGUUACCAUAGGAGAAAUUUGAGACUCUGGAAACUCUGGUGAGUGUAAACGACACUCAGUACUGUGGUGCUGAGAAUCUUCACACUGCAUCAAUCCAGCAGGAGCUUCAAAGCCAGAAAGGUAGGCUGAGAAUGUGUAAAGCAGUAGUAGCAAAGUCUGACACAAAGGAUUAAGUUGAUGUCCCCUAAGGUAGUGCUUUUAAAACGGGUAGGCCAAAACCAAACCAAUUACAUGCUGGCUUAAUGCAUGCAAUAUGUGACUAUUUCAAUGUGGACAUGCAGCUGGAAGCACAAAGGUAUGUUUUGCUUUAAAAAAGGAUAUAAUGAAGUGAUUAUCCCUUUAUUCAAGAUUAUACUGUGUGAUCAAUGUAAUGUAUUUAGAAUGACUUUCUCUUUUUUGUUAUUAAGUUGGGCAAAAUACAGCAAACUUUAUAAGGAAUUAAAAUGUAUCCAGUAGAUGAUUCACAGAGUGUAUUAAACCAUAAUGUGAUUUCUUUCAUUUUAGCUUAGUGUGUUGUAUAAACCCUGCCUUUGCAGCUUCUUCAACCAAUCAUGGAUUUUAAAAAGGUAGUUUAAGUCAGUACAGUGUGUGAGCAUGGCAAAUCUGUAUUUCCAAAUACUGGUGUUAAUUUAAUCACUCAUCAGAUUCAAAACAAAUUCAAUGUCAUGUUUAGGCUUUUCCUAAAAGAGGGAAUGAUUUAAAUAAGUGUAACACUAACUGUUGCUAUAUUUCUUUUGGAAAAUGUUCUUACUCUAAAAUUGCAACAUGAGUAACAAGUGGUUGUUCACCAGAGAACAGCAGCCUUUAUGUCUGCUUUUGUUUAUACCCCCUAAAUUUAAUGUUGGUAAUUUAAAGCAGCAGGUUCUCAUCUCUGCACCAUAUCUUGUCUAUGCAUUUAAACUGCAAUAUUACUGUUUGUGCCUACGAACUUUGUUGAGCAUCUUACAUGUUCAUUCAAAAGAGGGGGGAAAUCCUAAACAUUCUGAGUAUAAUACAAUAUUGUGGCCAAUAGGUAGAUGGCUUGUAUAAAAUGAGUUGGAUACCAGUGUCUUCAGUAAAUUGAAAUCUAUUGAUUUUACUCUGCCAUGUGCGAUUUAGUUUUUUUGCAUUUGGUUAUAAUGAAAAAUAUUACAACAUUCAUAAAAGCUAAAGCUAGUAAAUUUAGUAAAAUUAUGUCAAUGAAUAUUUCAUUUUACUUCCAACUUCAUUUUGGGAGAGAAACUGUCUUGGUCAUUAUGUUAGACUGUCUUACUGGGAGUUACGAACAGGUUUGGAUCUUGUGGACUGCCCUGCAUUUCCUGGGAACCUGUAGUACUGCUGCCCAUGCUGUCAUUGUGGGCCAACUUUCUGAGAUGCGAAUCAGUAACACUGAGCACUGGUGAUUUCCAAAUAAAACAGAUUACUGCUCUGCCCUGUAACAUGUGUUCUGUAGGUUUCUCUUAUGCUAUUUAUCAUCUACACCAAACAACUGUUAAAAUUCAUUCAAAACUUGUGUGUGCUAUAUACUGUAGGUAAUCCCCAAGUUAAGAAGGCUCAGGUUACAGACAACCCAUAGUUAAGAACGGAGCCUAUUGUAGCAAAAUUU
Molecule: messenger RNA, 7602 nt
Organism: Python bivittatus (Burmese python)
Lineage: Eukaryota; Metazoa; Chordata; Lepidosauria; Squamata; Pythonidae
Gene: TMEM168
Product: transmembrane protein 168
Source: RefSeq, a predicted model, not a curated record